Molecule: messenger RNA, 1454 nt
Organism: Oncorhynchus nerka (sockeye salmon)
Lineage: Eukaryota; Metazoa; Chordata; Actinopteri; Salmoniformes; Salmonidae
Product: P2X purinoceptor 4-like
Exons: 12
Coding region: 47-1234 (395 amino acids)
Biological process (GO): response to ATP; calcium ion transmembrane transport
Cellular component (GO): plasma membrane; nuclear inner membrane
Molecular function (GO): ATP binding; extracellularly ATP-gated monoatomic cation channel activity; purinergic nucleotide receptor activity
Source: RefSeq, a predicted model, not a curated record
AUCACUCCCAUUGCUAGUUUUCUACAGUGUAACCAUAACUCAGAAGAUGGGCGGCUGUAGCUCUCAGAGCUGCCACCGCUGUUUCUUUGAAUAUGAAACAGAAAGAAUGAUUGUGGUAAAGAGCAAAGUAGUGGGAUCCGUCUUCAGAUUAAUCCAGUUUUUGAUCCUCUUUUAUGUGAUUGGGUAUGUCUGUGUGGUGCAAAAGUCCUACCAGGAAACAGACUCAGUGAUCAGUUCUGUCACAACCAAGGUGAAGGGCACUGGCUUCACCAACACCUCUGAUCUGGGCGCCCGUGUGUGGGAUGUGGCUGAUUACAACAUCCCCCCUCAGGGUGAGAGUUCUUUCUUUGUGUUGACCAACAUGAUUGUCACCCCCAAUCAAACUCAAUCGACCUGUCCUGAGCUCCCAAACCAAUCCACCAUUUGCAUGUCAGACAGUGACUGCUUAGAGGGAUCCAAUGAUGUUCGUGGAAACGGUAUCCAGACAGGGCUAUGCAUGAACUAUUCAGAGACUGUCAAAACAUGUGAAGUGCUAUCUUGGUGUCCUCUUGAAAUAGACAUCAACUUACCCGAACAUGCACUGCUGGUUGCAGCAGAGGACUUCACGGUGCUAAUCAAAAACAGUGUGACAUACCCCAAAUUCAACUUUCACAAAAGAAACAUUUUGCCUGAUGUUAACUCCUCCUAUCUGAAACAAUGUGAAUUCAAUCGCAAAACAGACCCUGACUGUCCCAUCUUCCGCCUUAAAGACAUAGUCUCUGAAGCUGAGGAGGACUUUCAGACCAUGGCAAUCAGGGGUGGUGUUCUUGGGAUUAUGAUUGACUGGAACUGUGACCUGGACUGGCCUGAACAUUACUGUGGCCCUAAGUACUCCUUCCGCAGGCUAGACAACAAAAUCCCUGAAAACAACGUGGCCCCUGGAUACAACUUCAGGUUUGCCAAGUACUACAAAACCACAGAUGGUAGGGAAACAAGAACCUUGAUCAAAGCAUAUGGAAUCCGAUUUGAUGUCAUUGUUUUUGGAACGGCAGGUAAAUUCAACAUGGUUCCGACCAUAGUGAAUGUAGGUGCAGCGCUAACGUUUCUCUCUUUGGUGAAUGCAGUUUGUAACUGGUUUCUCCUGACAUGCACAAAGAGAAGAGACUACUACAGCAAACACAAAUUCACAUAUCUGGAUAACACUGAUGACAAUGCUGGUGAACCUCUGGGAGAAACAACGUAUGGGACCCAAUAGAUCCUGCACAGAGAAGUAGUCAUUUCAUAUUGUGGGGGAAUGUUGAAGCCAUCUUUUGUCCAGACCUCUAGCCAUAUCCAGCCCCUGCCCCCUAAACAUCAACAGCAUGUACUGAUAUUUCCUAAUAUUCCAGAUUAAGCCUCGUCAAAUGUGAAGUGUAUAAUCUGUUAUAAAAUACCUUAAAACAAGGUACAAAUAAAUAGUAAGAAAAUAAUUUUAA